UAACCGCGAGAUAUCCACUCAAAACAACCCAUUUUACAGUGUUCACGGAUAUUUUGUGGGAAACAGUAAAAUGUUUGAUUCAGCAGUAAUUCAUACGGAGCAUAAGGAUGUGAUACACGACGUAGCCUACGAUUACUAUGGCCAACGAAUGGCUACAUGCUCCAGCGAUCAGUACGUGAAGGUUUGGGAUCAAAACGAACCCGGUGUGUGGAGUGUUACUGCAAGUUGGAAAUCGCAUUCCGGUUCCGUAUGGCGCUUAUCGUGGGCCCAUCCGGAGUUUGGGCAAGUGCUCGCUACCAGCUCGUUCGACCGAACCGUUUCGGUGUGGGAAGAAACGGUGGGAGAAAAAACAAAUCCGGCCAUGCCACCGCUCAAACGUUGGGUACGACGCACGAACUUGGUUGACUCGAGGACUAGCGUGACGGAUGUUAAAUUUGCACCGAAAACACAAGGCCUGAUGCUGGCGGCUUGUUCCGCCGAUGGAAUUAUACGUAUCUACGAAGCGCCGGACAUCAUGAACCUGUCCCAGUGGACGCUGUCUCAUGAGAUCAGUGUAAAGAUUCCGCUCAGCUGUCUGACCUGGAAUCCGUCAAUGUUCCGAUUGCAUCCACCGAUGAUAGCGGCCGGAAGUGAUGAUUCUUCACAGAGUACCGGAGGGAAGGUGUUCAUUUUUGAGUACAGCGAAAACUGCCGCCGUUGGACUAAAACGGAAACCAUCAACUCGAUCCUCGAGCCUGUCCACGACAUCGCAUUUGCGCCUAACGUUGGAAGAAGCUAUCAUAUCUUGGCCGUCGCUAGCAAGGAUGUUCAAAUCUUUAACCUCAAACCCAUUCUCGAUCCCAUGGCGGGCACCAGACUGGACGUUCAAACUGCUGCUCAAUUCGGUGAUCAUUAUUGUACCGUAUGGCGCGUUACUUGGAACAUUACGGGUACGAUGCUAGCCUCAACGGGAGAUGAUGGAUGUGUACGAAUGUGGAAAAUGAAUUAUCUAAAAAAUUGGCGUUGUGCUGCCGUUCUUAAGGCGGAAAACUCCGAAUCAGCUCCGGAUGUUUCGGUGACACCGUCCCUGAAAUCCAGCAUUGUAAAUGCAACGGCUAAAUACUAUAAAAGAGGCACCAUCAGUCACCCGGGGCAAGUGCCACGACAUUGAAGGAAGGUUCGGUUCAGCUGUUGGUCGAUGAAGUUGCUUUUGCGCCAUUUCUUUUUUCUAAACUUUACUGUGUUCCAUUUAAAAAUAUACUGCAUGAA
Messenger RNA from Anopheles coustani, 1248 nucleotides. RefSeq names its product nucleoporin seh1 (gene Nup44A). Gene Ontology annotation, biological process: positive regulation of TORC1 signaling; cellular response to amino acid starvation. The transcript is spliced from 4 exons. Lineage: Eukaryota; Metazoa; Arthropoda; Insecta; Diptera; Culicidae. The record is from RefSeq and is a predicted model, not a curated record. Gene Ontology annotation, molecular function: structural molecule activity; protein binding. Gene Ontology annotation, cellular component: nuclear pore outer ring; Seh1-associated complex. The coding region runs from base 71 to 1150 and encodes 359 amino acids.